AUGUGGAACACCUAUUCUCAUGCUGCUGAAAUCGAAGGAAAAGUGAAAAUUGGAGGUGCUGAGUUCAUUGUGGAGAAGGGAAAUACUACUAGAGCUUAUGGUGAUUCUAACUGGGGUGAAAUGAUGCCCUCCUCGCCACCAGAACAAAAGCCUAGCGCAAAAUAUGCAUGGGGAUGGUACUAUCUAAACAUUCCAUCCGAUGAUAAGUCUCAAGAGCUCAGUAUUAUCGCUGGUACUGGUCUCAGUUAUGCGGAUGCACUCCUACGUACCAUGGAUGGCCGUUUCUGCGAUAUUCGUUUGGAUGGAAAAACACAUGUGGAACUAAGAAUGAUACAAGUCUGGGAAUUGACAUUUGAUUCAUGUAAUGAUGGAAACCUAUAUCGAUUUGAUGUGGAGCGUAGUAACUGGACUAAUAUUACCGACUCGUUCGGUAAUGCCACUAUACCACUUCGUCAACUCGUUACACUAGAAAGUGACAGUUAUUUGAUCACAAUGGAUUUUAAUAGCAUCAUAACUAAUUAUAACCGAUUACUGUUCCCCUUCACUGAUUAUGUGUUCUCAGAUUUCGAAGGCCUAGGUGUAUCGACAAAUCUAUUGAUCAUUGAAAAGAAAACUGGAAAGACUUUAAGAAACGAGACCGUGAAAAGUGGUGGAUUAGAGUAUGGAUAUCGAUUUGAUGUGGUUGUACCACCUCUUCCUAAAUAA
Molecule: messenger RNA, 705 nt
Organism: Didymodactylos carnosus
Lineage: Eukaryota; Metazoa; Rotifera; Eurotatoria; Philodinida; Philodinidae
Source: the annotation of a GenBank genome assembly